AUUUUGAGAGCUACUUCCGGCUUUCAGCCCAUUCUCCCGUCUGGUUCACACGGUCCUGUUAUUGUACACGUUGAUUGCUAUUCUUUUGCCUUUUUCGCUGCUGGCUUUUCAUUAUAACAGAAGAACCAUGGCCUAUUCCGUCUUAAUUUUGUUUGGAACAGUAAGUAUCCUUUCGGUAGCUUCCAGCUUCAGCGAAUACGCCCCACCUCCUACAAUCGUAAACACAACUUCUGGUCCUGUACGCGGGGAAGCUAUUGUCUUGAACACGAACAAGACCCUCGUACAAUAUCUUGGAAUACCGUUUGCAAAAGCAGGAAGAUUCGAGGCUCCCCAAUCGCCGACCCCGUGGAAAGAUACAAAGAACACAACUUCUUUCGGGCAGGCAUGUCCUCAAAACCCUUCCUCGAUCGUAAACUCGACAGAGAAAGAUACAGCAGAAGACUGUCUGAAUUUAAAUGUCUUUAUCCCGCGAGACAAAGAGACAGAGAAGGGUCUUAAAUUAUCCGUCAUGGUGUGGAUCUACGGAGGUGGAUUUUCCGUAGGAAGUGCUGCAUACCAUGUCUACAAUGGUCAAUACCUCGCUACCGAAGGACAAGUGAUAGUCGUUACAUUCAAUUACCGUCUCGGUGUACUAGGGUUUUUGUCCACUGGAUCAGAGGAGAUCCCCGGUAACUUUGGGCUUUUAGAUCAAGUGAAAGCCUUGCAGUGGGUUCAGCAAAACAUUGAAAGGUUUGGAGGAAAUCCAAAGAAUGUAACAAUCUUUGGUCAUUCUGCAGGAGCAGCAAGUGUUGCCUUACACAUGUUAUCACCCCUCAGCUAUGGGCUCUACCACAAAGUUAUUAUUCAAAGUGGAAGUGCAGCAGCCACAUUUGGGGCAAAUGAAAAAAAGACAGCCAAAGAGUUAGCCAGUGCUCUUGCAGCCUAUGUUGGAUGCAGCAUGUCAGAACUAAGGAAAUGCUUGUUGAAAAAGAAAGUAACAGAAAUCCUGAAAGCUCAGAGGAACAUCACUGGGGAUCUUUUAUCAGAUAAACCUUUGCUGUUGCCAGUUGUUGAUAACCACUUUCUACAUGAUCUUCCAUAUAACCUCCUUGUCAAUGGAAAGUUAAACCAAACUGUACCAGCAAUGAUAGGUGUUACUCGUAAUGAAGGCGGGUUUUUUGUCCUUCCAGUAAAAGGUGUAACGCCUGGAAUACCCAAUAUAGAUAAAGGUAUCAACCAAACCGCAUUUGAUAACCUUGUGAGGUAUGGUCAGCAUUGGACCUACAACCAAACCCAAAAAGUGGUGGAGUCCGUGAUUUUUCAGUAUACAGACUGGGUCAACCAAACAGACCCUCUUGUAAGGUUUCGUCAAAAAUACAUGGAUGUGAUAACUGAUUCAUUGUUUAAGGCUCCUGCUGUCCGUUCAGCUCAUAUCUUUGUCAAGAACAAACUCAAAGAUACUUUCUUUUACUGCUUUGAUCAUGUCAAAUCUAAGUUUCCAACAUGGGCUGGAGUUUUUCAUGGAAGUGACCUAAUUUACGUGUUUGGACAUCCCUUUGCAAAGUAUAACAAGAGUGUCAGUGAACCUAAUCAAACAGCAGAGAUAAUUUUCUCGAAGAAAGUCAUCACCUUUUGGAGUAACUUUGCCAAGGCAGGCAAACCAGCACCAGAUGACAAAUGGCCAGUAUACACUCUUGAGAAAGAGCAGUAUAUCUCUUUGAGUCCGGCCUCUUCCAUCCAGGCCAAAAUGCUUCCAGAAAAGAUGGCAUUCUGGAAUUUACUGGUUCCUUCUUUAACAGAACCACAACCAACAUUGGCUCCUUUAACUCCAACGAGCCCUGUGACGUCACGUCCACCUGGACAGGCAGCUGCAGUAGCUGAUAAAAAAACCGAGUAUGCCCUGAUUGGUGUGGUGGUUGUCCUUGGUGUACUUCUCUUAGUCCUUCUUGUGGUUGUUUGGCGUUAUAGGCGUAAACUAGGAGAUGCUAUCUCCGAACCUGGUCCAACUACCAGGCUAAUAUAGUUUCAACCUUAGCGGACAUAGUCCCAACCUUGGCUAAAAUCUGAGUAACAUUUUGGCACUUACUCUUGUCUUAAGUUUUAAUAGGGGUUGUGUUUCUCUCCCUCAGUUUACUGUUUUAAGCGAUUUUAGUUCCAAGUCUAAACAAUAUUGUGACUGCAUUGGCCAGUAUUAGUCUAAUAUGGUUCAAAUAAAUGACAGCACGCCUGAGGUUCAGUACUUUAUAUAAA
Pocillopora damicornis (cauliflower coral) is the source of this 2229-nucleotide messenger RNA. RefSeq names its product cholinesterase. The record is from RefSeq and is a predicted model, not a curated record. Lineage: Eukaryota; Metazoa; Cnidaria; Anthozoa; Scleractinia; Pocilloporidae. Gene Ontology annotation, molecular function: cholinesterase activity.